AUGAUAACUUUCGGAUCAAACAGUUUGUUAUUAGAUAAUGACAAUCAAUGGCAUCAUUUGGACAGUAAGUUAUCACAAAAAAGAUACAAAACUGCUUUUACUGUUUAUCGAAAAAAAGAUAUUAAACCAAAUCUGAUUUACGGAUUCUUAAGGUCUGAAAAACCAGUGAUCGAUUGGUUUGAAAUAAACGGUGACAACAAUACACUUCACUUAAACCAAAGAAAACUGUUGAAUACAACCAAAUGGGAUAUCACUUUUGGCACAUCAUUUGAUCCAUCAUUUAGUGUGUCGUUGUUUAACUACAUAACUGUUUGCUUUUAUAGUCAACGACAAGAAAAAGACCGAUUUAUAGGUAAAUGGAAAUGUUUUGACUUUUCCAAUAUCCAGACACCACGUGAAGUGACCAAUGAAAUUGUCCAUAAAAUGAAACCCGAAUCAGGAAUUCCACGGUUCAUAUCUAACGGAGUCUACACUGAGCACCGGCUGAUUAUGAUUACUGGUUCCGGUUAUAGCAAUGGUUUUAAUCUAUAUUUUAUUGAAAACUCUAUUAUCAGCUCUUGUCAGACAUCGGAAAAUGGUUUCAAAUCAUUUGCUUGCAAUUCGGGUAUCAAUAAAAAUAUUGAAAUUGAUUGUCGAUUAGAUGCUAAACCAAUGGCCUAUGAAUUUAGCGAAAAUCCGCGCAAAGAAGCUGUUGCUAACAAUAAGUCAUGGCUGCCAUUGAUUAUAGCAAUACUGAUCAUAGGUCUGGUAAUUGUGGCCGUCAUUGCCUUAAUAUCCUAUCUAAUAGGAGUGGCCAGAAGUAAUGGCACCAAAAAGUGUAGUAAAGAUAAUAACCGGUUAACAGUCUCUCGCAAACGAAGUCGUCCGAAGAAGUGA
Molecule: messenger RNA, 876 nt
Organism: Oppia nitens
Lineage: Eukaryota; Metazoa; Arthropoda; Arachnida; Sarcoptiformes; Oppiidae
Exons: 3
Coding region: 1-876 (291 amino acids)
Source: RefSeq, a predicted model, not a curated record